AAGAAAUCGAGAUCGAGGUCACUGAGGGUGAGGCUGAUGCGGCCAGUACUGCCGAAGUGGCUGAUGCUGCUGCUGCCGCUGUCGUGACCACCGCUGCCGACACAACUCGAGGUCGAGAUCACAGACGUCAAUGAAAAUCUUCAGUCUUCUACUACUGCUACCACUGGCGACUCUGAGAAUGGCGCCAGUGCUGACCGCAAGCCUCUUUCCGUCCUCAACAAUGGUGACACAGCCGGGCCUCUCGUGUUUGGCGAUGACUCGCUUCCUCUUCGUAUCUUGGGAUGCACUUCUUCCGGAUCUUCAAGCCAGGUUCUUAGACAGCAAAACACAACGUUCGACUUCAACAACAAGAAGGCCAAAGAGAAGAAAGGCAUCAGAGGCAUCACCUGGCGCAACAUUCCUGGUGUCAGACAAGUCUCUAACCUACUCAAGGAUCGCAAUGGCGGUGGUCCAGUACAAUCCAAGGAAGAUGUCGAGAAGAAGUGCAAGAAAAGAUAGUAACGGUCAUCUUCCUUUACCGGAUACCUGAGUUAUUGUAUAGCUUAUUGAAAGUGAUUGCUCUUGUCAUAAUACAAGAAUGUACUGUGCGAUCAAGAGAGUAUUGAUAUCCUCGAGUCAAUGUGGUGAUCUGUCCACUCGGCGUUGGCAUCCGCUUUCGCGACUGCACGACAAGAACUUGUCAUCGACACAAUCGUGGUUUCCGAUCAAUUAGUCAGAAGUUCGAUACUGACGAGAAAGUAAUAGUGCG
This is a messenger RNA of Aureobasidium subglaciale EXF-2481, 748 nucleotides long. RefSeq lists its product as uncharacterized. The transcript has 2 exons. NCBI's taxonomy places the organism in Eukaryota, Fungi, Ascomycota, Dothideomycetes, Dothideales, Saccotheciaceae. Bases 179 to 529 code for a protein of 116 amino acids. The record is from RefSeq and is a predicted model, not a curated record.